Aquila chrysaetos chrysaetos is the source of this 1681-nucleotide messenger RNA. RefSeq names its product leucine rich single-pass membrane protein 1 (gene LSMEM1). NCBI's taxonomy places the organism in Eukaryota, Metazoa, Chordata, Aves, Accipitriformes, Accipitridae. The record is from RefSeq and is a predicted model, not a curated record.
UUGUUGUUUGUUUGGUUUUUUUUUUAGUUUCAGAUUAUAGCAGAACCUAUUCCAGAAAAUCUAUACAUGCCAAUUAGUUGUACCUUCUAACUUUUUUUUUUCCUCAAAUAAUGCAUUAUGUAAGAAUUUGUUUGGCUUAUGAAACUGAUUACUUAAGCUAUAAUAAGGCCUUCAACUGAAAUUUGUGCUGUUGUUGAUGUGUGUUGUCAGCGUUUGUCACACAAGUGCAGAAGAAACUUUUGAUACUUGAACUAGAUGAAGCUGGCUGCCUGUGUUUGCCCAGCCCAAGACUAUGCCCCCUUCCUGCUAAAUUGUUCUCACUGGUCUCUCCCGUGGCUUCUGGGUGGUCACCUUUGGCAUGCUUUGCUGGUGUAAUGUCGCACUUCUGAUAGCUUCCUCUCCUGCCAGUGUUUUGCAAAAUUGCUUUCUACAGCAUCUCCUGGCAGGCGGCCGAGCGUGUGGUUGCCCUUUCCCCGUUCCACUGUAGCUGCCAACCACAGAGACCAGGAUGGCUCCAAGGCUGCGUGAGGGGAGACGGGCUGAGCAGCUUGCGGCCCUGCAGAGAUCUGAUGGGUUUGUAGACCUUUUCAAGCUUAGAACUGGAGAGGCUGGGGUCCUCGGCUGCCAAUUAGGAUGGUGUCAGGAAUCCUUCAGGGAUGGAGACACAAUGGAGAGGCCUUCCUUGGAAAUUAACCUGCCCGAUACUCAUGAAGAAGGAAAACUUUAUGUGGUUGAUUCUUUAAACAACCUAAACAAACUAAAUGUUUGUCCAGAUGUAUCCCAACGUGUGCUAGGUAAAUAUACAGGGUUCUGUGGAAUCGUAUAUGUUCUGUGGAAUAAUCACAUGCAUGCUGCUCCCUACAUUUCAGCAGUAAAUAAAGAUGAAGAAGAGAACACUGGUGGUACUGGAGAAAACACGGCAGGGAGCAACAUAAGAAACCAGUGUUUGUUCUUCGUCACCUUUAUUCUUACUUUGAUCGUCAGUUUGGCACUUGUUUCAUUCGUAAUAUUCUUAAUAAUUCAAACUAGAAACAAGAUGGACCAAAUAUCAAGCAGACUAAUAUCUGAGAAGAAGAACAUAGAAGAGCUUAAGAAAAUGAACAAUAUGAUAUUGAAGCAUCUAAAUCAAUCAGGAAUUAAGGAAAAGGGGAGAUACCUCUUCACACAGUCUCCCGAUCUUCACGAUUACCUCUUUACCCAUGCUGAGCUGAAAGUCCCUGGAGAAUAGAUCUUCUUUGGAAUGAAAUUCAGCGUAUUCAUGUACUGAGAUAUAUUCACAUAUGGCACACAGGUUACUUAAACAUUCUGAUAUGGUCACAGGAGCAUUGGAAAAGCCAGCUGAAUGAAAAAUAUUAGAAAAUAAUGUUUUAUGUGAAUAUAGAUUUUGAAAACUAAGCCCAUAUAAUUUACAAUAAACAAGGGACUGUCAACAAUUUUUGGCAAGAGUUCCAGAUUCUCUGUGCAUUGUAAAUUGCAGGGCUAAGGGCUUAGUUUUACUUUAAAUGUAAGUGAAUGAUCACAGAAAAUAGUGAUUUCUAUUUACAUGAUUCCAGCAUGACCUUGUUCACUUAGUCAUUCUCCUGUUUCUUUGGAACAAGUUUUGUGUUUGCUUCUAUAUUAUUUGUAUUUAACGAUAACUUCAGAUUCCACAACUUAUAAAUAAAUCCAAUUCUGCCACGGA